Molecule: messenger RNA, 1014 nt
Organism: Penicillium angulare
Lineage: Eukaryota; Fungi; Ascomycota; Eurotiomycetes; Eurotiales; Aspergillaceae
Product: putative S-adenosylmethionine-dependent methyltransferase
Exons: 2
Coding region: 1-1014 (337 amino acids)
Biological process (GO): peptidyl-lysine monomethylation; peptidyl-lysine dimethylation
Cellular component (GO): cytoplasm
Molecular function (GO): protein-lysine N-methyltransferase activity
Source: RefSeq, a predicted model, not a curated record
AUGGCCGAAGAACAUCCAACAUACCUCUCACCUAGUGAACUAGGUUCAAAAGACUACUGGGAAACCUAUUACGCCCGCACACUAGCACACAUCUCCACUGAAAAACCAACCCAAGAUGCAAACACAACCGCAGCCGAUUCAGAUGCAGAUGCAGACUCCGACUCAGACGACUCCGUAAACGACGAAGACGACCCCGGCACAUCAUGGUUCUCCGAACACAACGCCCCCGAAAAGGUCCUCCGUUUCUUAACAUGCUCUUCAUUCCCGCUUUCAGCUCGCAGCAAAACCAACAAGGCUAGAAGCCCAAAAAGCAAAACGUCAAAAGCAAGCAUCCUCGAUCUUGGAACGGGGAAUGGAAGCAUGUUAGCCCUUCUCCAGAAGAGGGGUGGAUAUACCGGGAGGAUGGUUGGAGUUGAUUACUCUGCACAAUCUGUGGAGUUAGCGAGGGAGUUACAGCGUACGAGGGGACAUUCUGCUUAUCAUUCUGGGAGUGAGGAUGAGGAGGAUGAGUCUUCCGAGGAAGGAGACGAGGACCAAGAAGUACAAGGGGAAGGAUCCGAAUCUGAAACCUCCCCAAUUCAAUUCGAAGAAUGGGACAUUCUCUCCUCAACUGCUACACUAUCACCAAAUGGAUCCCCAGUCGCACUCUCAAAAUCACCCGAAGAAGAAGGAAAACUCCCCUGGUUCCCCUAUAAAGAAGGAGGCUUUGAUAUAGUUCUCGACAAAGGAACAUUCGAUGCAAUCUCACUCGCGGACAACGCGAAAGAAACCAAUGUUUGUGAACGGUACCCGUCUAUUGUACGGCGUUUACUUCGAAACGGAGGAUAUCUAAUUGUUACGAGCUGUAAUUGGACGGAGGAGGAGCUUGUCAAGUGGUUCACUUCUGUUGAUGGUGAUGGUGAUAAGUUGGGUGUUUGGGGACGGGUUGAGUAUCCGCGGUUUAGAUUUGGGGGGGCUGAGGGACAGGGUGUUUGUACGGUGUGUUUUCAGAGGGUUGUUUCGAGUUCUUCAUAG